Molecule: messenger RNA, 3210 nt
Organism: Dreissena polymorpha
Lineage: Eukaryota; Metazoa; Mollusca; Bivalvia; Myida; Dreissenidae
Product: THUMP domain-containing protein 2-like
Exons: 8
Coding region: 1-1797 (598 amino acids)
Biological process (GO): tRNA methylation
Molecular function (GO): tRNA (guanine) methyltransferase activity
Source: RefSeq, a predicted model, not a curated record
AUGGAAAUGUUGCAGACGAAAGUGACAGAGAUUGAAGCUGUUAUCAACGAUAGACCUCUAACGCACGUUUCAUCCAACAUCGACGACCUGGAGCCGUUAACGCCGUCACACCUACUUUACGGCCGCAAGAUGACGUCACUUCCGCAUCACACACAUUUACCCGACGAUGAUAUCACCCAAAUUCAAAGUGACCAGACGACACUUACUAAUCAAGCGAAGCAGCAGUCAGACAUCAUCGAACAGUACUGGAGACGUUGGAAGUCGGAGUACUUAACUGCCUUAAGAGAGUUCCACACAACAACGGGCUCUAACGAGAAACGCAUUCGGGUCGGAGAUGUCGCGCAGAUAUACGAUGAGGGACCACGUAUCCGUUGGAAACGUGCUGUUGUCCUGGAGCUGAUUACCGGAAAUGAUGCUCACCAUGAGCACGUUGUGCUACGGUAUACCAAUCUUCUUGAGAUUCGCCAACUCAAGUCUACUAAGUAUGGUUUAAACAGUUUCCGGCAUGCAGCUCCAGCUCUGUGGAAUGCCUUACCAGAAAGCCACAGAAAAGUACAAGAGACAGAUGGAAAGGUGUUCUUUCACGGCAAUGUGACUGGAGAGGAUGCUCUGCAGCAAUUGCUCUCAUUGAAGUCUGCUGAACGCAUAUUUGUAGACAUUCUUCAUGUACCUGUUGGACAAUUGGACAAACGGGGCCUGUUGACCCUUCUUCACACAAGUGUGAGUGAUAUGAAAGCCUGGCAAGAAGGGUUGGACACUUUGGAACACCUAGGUCUUCUGAAGGUGUCACCAGUGUUUGGCCAGAAUGAAGGCGAUAGUCACUCUUUGGACAAUGAGUGCCCACCUAAGAAAAGAAAGACGGGAUCACAUGUUUCAGGAGCUAGCUUCAGGGUCUCUUGCAAGCUGUCAGGAAAACCUAGACUGAAACUGGACUUAAAGAGGACCAGUUCUCAGAUGGCUGUGCUCAUAAGCAGACUCCUUGGCUGGAGGGCCGAUCCCAGGAACCCACAGUUUGAGGUCAACAUCCACCUGAAUGACUCAAGCCUGACUGUGGGCAUGCCAUUGACUGAAAAGCCCCUGUCUCAGAGGUCCUACAUCAAACACUGUGGACUAAGGACCACUGUGGCCUGGAUUAUGGCAGACUUGCUGGCCAUUGAACCUGAGGAUCGAGUGCUGGAUCCCAUGUGUGGAGCUGGUACCAUACUUAUAGAGGCUGCAGUGAACUGGAAGUGUGGCACAUAUCUUGGAAUAGACAAAGACAUGGCACAGCUAUGUCUGACAUGGGAAAAUUUGCAGGACACCAGAAUUCCAGUCAGCAUUCACCUCAUACAAGGAGAUGCCACACGUGUCCCACUGCCUGAUGGCUGCGUAGAUAAGGUGGUCACAGACGCUCCUUUUGGACAGAACCACUUAGUGGAUGUUAGCCUCGACAUGUUUUACAAACAUGUUUUCUCAGAAGUAUUCAGGGUUUUGAAACCGAAUGGCAAGUUUGUUCUUCUGACCAGCAGGUCCUUAGUGAAUUGUGUUCAGUCCUUGUGUGCAAGUGCCCAAAACUCACACAGUUACACUUCUCAAAUUGUUCAAUGUACAGGACCUUCUGAAAUCUCAACAACCAGACAAGAACCAAAACAAGAAGAGAUUGGUUGUCAUGUAAGCAGAUCCAUGUCUCAUGUGUAUGAAGUUAAAGGCUUGAUUCAAGACUGUGAUUCAAAUGGAGGAAGACAUUUUAUAUUGAAGAAUUUGUUUAAUGUUAAACUUGGAGAUACCGAAGGAACAAUAUGUGUUAUGGAGAAGUAGAAUUGAACUUGUCAUUGUGAUAAAAAAUAUGUCUACAUAAAUGAAUUUAUGUAACAUUCAGUGGCAUUUAAUUCUUCAAGCCAAAUUGUGGACAAAAUAGGGCAUAAAAAGAAUAUUUUUCAAUGUUGAUUCUCUAGCAUAAAUUUAAUAUGUAGCUAAAUUGUAUCAAUAUUUCUAUAUCAUCAAUACCCAUAUACUGGCAAUGACAUUCAAUUAUGGUUGGCGCCUCCACUUUGUGAUAAACCCUUGCAUGCAUUCCUGACAGGUUGACAAUUUAUUGUCGCAUAAUAUGCUUAAAUUCUUACUUAAUAUUCAAUGGUCUCUCAGUGUGAUUUGUACCUUAAAUCAAAGGGCAUUGGUUGUACACAUGAAACAUUUCUCCACAUGUCUAGCAUUUUUUUAGUUAUUUUAAAAUUGCAUGCUUAGUGAUUAACUGUAUUGGGACUACAUAUUAAUACAUGUACCCGAAUUUAACCUUUCAGUCUGUCCUGGUAACUUAUUUUAGCUAGGAAUGAGGCUCUUACACUCAACAUCACAUCUCCACAUGGUGAAGAUAUAUGUUUGAGGUGUAAAGGGGCUCAUAAAAUGCAUCUGAGAGUUGCUCUGGUAAAACAGGGCUUAAUGCUUGUGUGUAAAAUAUAGUCCUAUAUUAGCCUGUGCCGCCCACAGAGGCUAGUAAGGGAAAGCUUUUCCACUUUGCUUUUAUUGUAAGUGUUUGUUUAAAGGAAGACUCUUUGUAGCAAAAAAAUCGAUUAUGGCGACAGUGCUGUCCCUGAUAAGCCUGUGCAGACUGCACGGACUAAUCUGGGAUGACACUUUGCACAUACAUUAAGCCCCUUUUCCCAUGUCAAGACUCAUAAUUUAGUUAAAUUAACAUAAUUAGCGUACAUAAAACAUGCAUUGAUUUCAGAUGAAGUUUAUGGAGUUGGGCUUUGUUUCAUGGCUGGAUUAAUAAUGGAGGCUAUAACAACUAUAAUAUCCCCACGUUUAUUUCCAAAAAUAGCAAAAAUAACACUGUAAUAUCCCAUUAAAAACACAUGUAUUUAAAAUCCUACCACAUGAUUACAUAUUGUACCCCAAAGUAAGUCUGAACAACCCAUAAAAAAUGCAGGUUACACAUCACUAAACAUGUUCUUCCUGUUGUUGAGAUCUGGGAUCACCUUCAGGAAUGAACUGUUUAAGCACGACCUGCAGUGAGGCCUGUGAGUAUUUAAGACCAUGUUCCAAGUAGCGCUUCAUCCACAACCCCUUGUAUACAUCCACCAACUCCAGUAACCUACACACAGAUUAGGGCAUUUUUAUAUGCUGCAUGUCAGAAACUCUCUUACUUGAAUAAUCUGAAAACAACUAGCUCAAAUCUUCCAAUAUUGUUAACUUUGUUACAAAAGUGUUGAAAUAAAAACAAAUUAAUUA